CAGGCAGCUGCACAUUCAGAGAGAUACAUAAAUUCAUACAUCCACGGCCAAGGUAGCUCUCGUCGGAGCAAGGAAGGCCGGAGACUGAUCAGUUUGAUAUGGCGAUCAGGAACGUGACGGCGGCGACAAGGUCGCUGGACGGGGACAUGACGGUGGACGAGUUCAAGGAGUGGCUCCGGCGGUUCGACGUGGACCGCGACGGCCGCAUCAGCCGCGACGAGCUGCGGUGCGCGAUGCGCACCAUCCGGACGCGCUUCUCGGGGUACAAGAGCAAGCGCGGCAUCGAGUACGCCGACGCCGACGGCGACGGCUACGUCGACGACGGCGAGGUGGACGGACUCAUCGAGUACGCGCAGAAGAGCCUCGGGCUCAGGAUCGUCGCCUACUAGAGAGGAGUCAAGCUAGGUCUAUCAAGCGAAGCUAGCUCCAUGCAUGCUACCUGCUAGAAUAAGCGCUGAUCUAUCGUUUGCCACCCUGUACCUUUGCUUUCUUGUCUACUUAUUAGCUAAUCUGUGCACCGACGUGUGCGUUUGUGAUCUAUCAUGAUGUAUUUGGAGCGUGUGGCACAGGCGGCCGGCAGGCUCGCCUUUGCCUAUUUCUUGCCACGGUUACCGUCGAUGUUAAUUUGCCCUCUAUGAGAGAAACUGAAAAUAUGUUCUUGUCA
Triticum dicoccoides is the source of this 664-nucleotide messenger RNA. Its product is annotated as probable calcium-binding protein CML15. The coding region runs from base 99 to 389 and encodes 96 amino acids. Gene Ontology annotation, molecular function: calcium ion binding. The record is from RefSeq and is a predicted model, not a curated record. NCBI's taxonomy places the organism in Eukaryota, Viridiplantae, Streptophyta, Magnoliopsida, Poales, Poaceae. The transcript has a single exon.